Molecule: messenger RNA, 2929 nt
Organism: Stegostoma tigrinum
Lineage: Eukaryota; Metazoa; Chordata; Chondrichthyes; Orectolobiformes; Stegostomatidae
Product: dendritic cell-specific transmembrane protein
Exons: 4
Coding region: 125-1612 (495 amino acids)
Cellular component (GO): membrane
Source: RefSeq, a predicted model, not a curated record
GUUGCAUAGUGACCUCGUAGCACCUUUGUUUAACAUACAUAAAAUUCAGUGUCUUGGCGUAAAUCAGAAUUUGACACAGAGGGAAAAUAUUUUGCCUCCAGUAGCCGUUUCUUCAAUCGUGGAAAUGUUAAUCAAAAUUAAAAUGGUCGUUCUCAAGAAUUUGGCUCAAUGUUUUGCAAUCCUCUUUAGACUAUUUGCAUCAGAGCGGAGGUCUGGUCUGAAGAAUAUCAUCUGUCUAAUUUCACUUUGCCUUCUAAUAGGGCUGGGGGUCAGUGGUAUCCUCUAUAUAUCGUUGCGAGCAUUAUACUGUGGCCUUUCAGUGAGGCUGACAGUGUGUGGAAUCUUUGCUACCAUCAUUCCUGGAGCUUUGUUUCUCUCAAAGCACAUCAGAUGCUUUAUUCUGAUUGUCCUCAUCUCAUGUGGAACGCAACAAGGACGAAACGCUCUGAUCACAGCUGGUACUGGUGUGGUGCUCUUCAAAUGUGCCCAAAAUAGCUUUCAUAACUUAAAAGGGUUGAUAGAAAGCUUAGAAUGCAAUCUGGAAAACCUGCUACCAUCUAUUGAGAAUCUUCUGGCGAAGUACAUUAAUAUUCUACAGUGGAUUCACCGACAGAUCCAAAACUUACCACAAAAUGUAAUUGUCAAGUUUCCAGUUCAUUUUGAGAUAAAACACAGUAUAAGAGAUGGUGAGUUUAGACAAAACCUUAAUGAGACUAAAGUUAACUUGGAGGGCCUAGCCAACCACAUGAUUUCAACAUUAGACAUGUUUUCCCAAGUUUGUAAAGGAGCAGUGAUCAUUCUAGGCCUCUUGCUGGCCCUAAUAUUCACUGCGUUGUAUAUCAAGAGGUAUUUGUCCAACAUAAAGUUUGAAAAUAUUUACAUCACAAAUCAAUUCCUGCAGUUUAAUGAGCAACAGAAAGAACAGGGGAAGCCUCACUUGCUCCAACUAACCCAAAAAGAGAGGAAAUCUUUCAUUAAGAUCCCAGCAUUCUCUUUCUCAGAAAGAGAAAGGAAAGCCUUGGCAAGUUUCUGUGUUCCCAUCCUCAUCAAAGUGUGCUUUUGGACAACAGUCAUCAUGCUGGAUUACGGGCUAUUCUUGCUUAUUUCUUUAAUAAAACAUCACCUGGAUCAUCUGCCUCCAAUCAACAUUACCAUGGAUUUUCAAUUUGUUGAAGAAAUCACUUUUGUCAAAACUCCGUUGAAGAAGCACAAAUCCAGAGAAACAUUCUCAUAUGUAACUCAUUUGUCCAAAGCUGACUGCAUCCCCCAACCAACUUUGAUGAUAAGCAAGAUAUGGACCCCACUUAUUGCAAUAAUUGCUGCCUUACUGUUACUCACUUUAUUUUCUGCAAAAUUUACAAUAUUGAAAGUAUUGGUUUUGUCAUCAUUUUAUUCUGAGACAGAAAAAAGGCGAAUAGAGUUUCUACAUGAAAAAAUACUACGGAAACGAACCUGGGUCAAAUUAAUGGGAACAGAGGAAAUUCAAAACUUCACAGAUGAUAAAGUCUCAUUUUGGUUUCCAAUCCUCAGAAUGAAGCAAAGAAAGGGUGACUUACUGCAGAAAACAGAAUUUCAACACCAGAGCUCUCAUAAGUUAUGUGUCGAGCUUUGAAUAAAGGUGAAUUGGAAAUUAGGCAAUUGUACUGGGCUUAGCACUUUGUGUGAUUAUGUGACAGACCAUUAUAACUAGCGACAUGCAUUCUCUACAAUAAACAAUGUAAAUAUAAGUGUUCACAUUUUGCAACACAAAACUGCUUUCUAUAACUUGGGCUUAUUUGAAUUUGAUUCCAAAACUGUGUUUUGCUAUGGACAUUCAGUGAGUGGGAAAGUUAGAGUGAAACUUUUUGAUGUAACAUCAAUGAUAUAUUUCAAUGACAGCAGGUAUGAAUGACUGAUAUGAAUUUUAAAAUGGUUGACUGUGGGUAGCCCAGAUUUUACUGCUCCCAAGCUGCUCCCAAAAUUGCAAGCCUAUUUCUAUGUUUAAUUCUAGAUUUCUCACACUUACCACAUUUCAGUAGUGUAAGAUUUUUAUUUUGAUUCAUUUUUGGUUCUUUUAUAGUCAAAAACACAAAAAAGACACUUUCAAUUGUGUUAAUGGAAUUUUUGAUAAGGCUUUCCCAUAUUACUUGUGGAUUUCUUACAGUUAUUAAAUUUCAGUGGCAUAAUAUUAUUAUUUUGAUUCAUUUUUGGUUCUUUUAUUAGCCAAAAACAAAAAUCCCCAAAAGAAACGUGCAUGAUGUUUUGCAAACGUUGUGUGUUCAUGGACCUUUUGAAGUUACCUACAUGUGAACAGCUUUUUUUUCUCUAAAAUUAUACGCUUAGAAGGAGGUAUUUUUUCAACAUCAUUAAAGUUUUUUUUUAUGGAGCUUUUGGAGAGACUUACACAGUGGCGGAUCUGGAGUAAGACUUUUUUUAUAUCAGAAGAUUGCAAGCUGUCUGCUGGACAACUUGAGGAAGAAUUAUUUUUUAAUUUGUUUGUCAGCUAAUUGGUUGAUUCUAUUUAAGAUUUAUAUAUUUGAACAGAUACUCACUUUUGAGUAACGUUGAGAAAAAUAGCCUCUCAGAGGAAAAUUGAAGUCAGACCUUGGGCACUAAGAAUAAAUAUUAUGUUAGUUGGGGUUUGUCAAAAUUUAGAAGAAUAGUUAUUAUAUGUGUGGGAAUAUAAGAAAACAGUGCGAUUGAGCUAAUAUUGUAUGACAAUUAAAUUUAUUUCCGUUGCUAAUAGGCUUAAACAGAGUGUUGCACUGCUUAUCUAGUUGAGUUAAUAUUGUAUAAGUUAAAUUUGUUUCUGCUGUUAAUAGGGUUAUAGUUUACAGAUGAAAUGUCACGUUGUAAUUGGUUUAUUGUAUUGCAAGGACUUGAAAAAGAAAUGUAAUUAAAUAAAGCUAUCAGUGUCUGAAUGUUUAAAAAUGUAAGGCAAAAUUAGAAU